Aspergillus sclerotioniger CBS 115572 is the source of this 969-nucleotide messenger RNA. It is a transcript of the gene rpnL, whose product is annotated as proteasome regulatory particle lid subunit rpnL. Lineage: Eukaryota; Fungi; Ascomycota; Eurotiomycetes; Eurotiales; Aspergillaceae. Gene Ontology annotation, biological process: proteasome-mediated ubiquitin-dependent protein catabolic process. The record is from RefSeq and is a predicted model, not a curated record. The coding region runs from base 133 to 969 and encodes 278 amino acids. The transcript has 2 exons. Gene Ontology annotation, cellular component: proteasome regulatory particle, lid subcomplex; proteasome regulatory particle; nucleus.
CUCAUCCUCCAAACCACACCUUCACCUCACCAAACCCACCUAGCCAUUCAUCCCAUUCCUCCGCCACCUCGCUCUUCUACAAACAAUACCCCCAUCGCCGCUACCCACCUCCUCCCAUUCCCACCCGCCAAAAUGGCCAACGAUCUCCAGGCCAUCGUGACCGAGCUCCACAGCGCCCUCAGCCGGGGACAAUUCGAGGCCGCCAACGACCUCCUCAGCCGCGCCAAGCGCGCCCUCCUGCUGCAGAAUGUUCUGAUUCCCACUCCCUCCGCACCAGCAGACCAGGUCGCUCUGGCACGCGAGGUCCUCGAGCUCGGAGCCUUGUCCUCCAUCCGUCAGACCGACGCACCUACCUUCACACGAUACUACCAGCAGCUGCAGCCGUUCUACGACCUGGAGCGCGACAACUCGAAUGCCGGCUCUGUCGAUAUCCGGAACAGCCAGCGCAGCAAGAUCACGGGCUUGUAUCUCCUGCUGUUGCUGACUAUGGGCGAUAGCACGAGCUUCCACACGGUGUUGGAGGGUCUGGUUGAGGAGGCGAGUCUCAAGGGCAAGAACGUCGAGGAUGAUCCGUUCAUUAAGUAUCCGGUUGAGUUGGAGCGCAAUUUGAUGGAGGGUAGCUAUGAUAAGGUGUGGCGGGAGACGAACUCGGAGCGUGUGCCGUCGGAGGAUUUUAAGCUGUUUUCGAAUGUCCUGGUGGGAACCAUCCGCAGCGAAAUCGCCGACUGCUCCGAAAAAGCGUACCCGUCGCUCCCCAUCUCCAACGCCAAGAACCUGCUCUUCCUGGACUCGGAGGGCGCUGUGAUCGAGUUCGCCCAGCAGCGCGGUUGGGUCCUGCGUGAUGGCCGUAUAUAUUUCCCCGUCGAGCCCGAGGCGGCUGCCCGGUCCGAGAAGGAUAUUCUCGUGGCCAGUGGCACGAUCAUCGAGAAUGCGAUCGGCUAUGCGCGUGAGCUGGAGACGAUCGUCUAG